This is a messenger RNA of Rhododendron vialii, 2436 nucleotides long. RefSeq names its product heparanase-like protein 1. NCBI's taxonomy places the organism in Eukaryota, Viridiplantae, Streptophyta, Magnoliopsida, Ericales, Ericaceae. The record is from RefSeq and is a predicted model, not a curated record. Gene Ontology annotation, molecular function: beta-glucuronidase activity. Bases 593 to 2215 code for a protein of 540 amino acids. Gene Ontology annotation, cellular component: plant-type cell wall; membrane. The transcript has 10 exons.
CUUUUCUCCCAGUUUUACUUUCCUUCCAAAUGGAGGGUUGGUUGGUGAAGGCGUUAAGCUUCCACUUGAAGAUAUGUCUCCUCCUCCUCACCUACAGCUUAGAAUCUCAGCAAACCCCAUAAAAACCGUCGUCAAAAAGCCACCCACUGCUUUUUCCUCCAACUUACACAAACCCACUUGUAUCCAUUUCUUAACUUCUAGGACACAUAUGUAGAAACUGCAGCAAAAAAAUAAACGAAAUCUUAGCAAAAUCCCACAAAACUAACUCCAACCCAUUUCGUCCGCUGGAGUUUUAUUGCGCCUGAGUGGGACUGUUAUAUCAGUAACGCCAAGAUCAGAUACUAACUCUGUUUAGGGGCCCUCUUGUUUUGGAUGACAUUCAUCUUGGGAAAUGGGAAUUGAGCUUCCUCGUUGGUGUUAGUGCUGAAUUCUAGGUGCUGGAGGUCAAUUUUCACAUGGGUUGUCCUUAAUUUUCUUGAAUUUCUUCUGGCUUUGCUUUUGAUGUCGGUUUCCAAUUAUGGUAUGAACAGUUGGUGCUGAAUUCUAGGUGGGUUGAGUAUGAUGAGACAGAACUGGUGUAACUGAUCCACAAAUGAGUUUUUACCCGUCAAUCUUUCUCUUUCUGGCAUCUUUUUCUGCUAAUUGGGCUCUAAAUGUUGAAGAUGCCGUGAUUGUGGUCAAUGGAACUCAAGCAGUUACUAAUACAGAUGCUGACUAUAUCUGUGCGACAAUCGAUUGGUGGCCUCAUGAUAAGUGUAACUACAACCAAUGUCCGUGGGGAUCUUCAUCCAUCAUAAAUCUGGACCUAUCUCAUCCUUUUCUUGCCAAGUCUAUUCAAGCCUUCAAGGGUUUGAGAAUAAGACUAGGAGGAUCUUUGCAGGACCAAGUACUUUAUGAUGUAGGAGAUUUAAAAUCCCCUUGCAAUCCCUUUAAAAAAACCAGAGAUGGUUUAUUCGGGUUUUCAAAGGGGUGCUUACAUAUGGAAAGGUGGGAUGAAGUGAACAACUUUUUCAAUAAGACAGGAGUGCUCGUGACAUUUGGCCUGAAUGCACUAUACGGUAGGCACGAAAUAAAAAGUGGUGUCUGGGGAGGAGAUUGGGACUCGAGUAAUGCGAAUGACUUCAUUAAGUACACUAUUUCCAAAGGCCACCAUGUAGAUUCAUGGGAAUUUGGCAAUGAGUUAAGUGGCAGUGGUAUUGGUGCAAGUGUUGGAGUUGGACAGUAUGGAAAGGACUUGAUCAAGCUUAAAAAUAUGAUCGAUGAGUUGUAUAAGAACUUCAACCGAAAACCAUUACUUGUGGCACCUGGAGGAUUCUAUGAUAAGCAAUGGUAUAAUAUGCUGCUUCAGGUUUCAGGCUCACUUGUAGUCAAUGCCAUGACUCAUCAUAUAUACAAUCUCGGUGCAGGUGUUGAUCGUGACCUUGUGAGUAGAAUUUUGGAUCCCCAUCAUUUGAGCAAGAUAUCACUAACGUUCAGUGACCUUAAACAAACUGUUGAAACACAUGGUCCUUGGGCUUCUGCUUGGGUUGGAGAAUCUGGUGGGGCAUACAACAGUGGUGGCCGAAAUGUAUCUAACACCUUCAUUAACAGCUUUUGGUACUUAGAUCAGCUUGGAAUGGCAGCAAAGUAUGGUACUAGAGUAUAUUGCAGACAAACUUUAGUUGGUGGAAAUUAUGGUCUCCUUGACACCACCACAUUCGUCCCCAAUCCCGAUUACUACAGUGCACUUUUGUGGCAUCGGCUGAUGGGAAAUGAAGUUCUUGCUGUUAAUACCAGUGCUUCACCAUAUUUACGCUCUUAUGCCCAUUGUUCGAAAGGAAGAGCAGGAAUCACUUUGCUUCUGAUCAAUUUAAGCAACCAGACCGAGUUCAAUAUCGUUGUUCACAACAGUAUGAACAUCAACUUACACGCGAAUGAGAUGACCAAUAACAGCAGAAAGUCUUCUGCACACGGCCUCAAGAGAACUGUGUCGUGGAUUGGAAGCAAACCAUCAGAUGGAACAUUGUUCAGAGAAGAGUACCAUCUGACUCCAAAAGAUGAUGAUCUUCGCAGCAAAACCAUGUUACUAAAUGGAAAACCAUUACAACUUACCAAUGGUGGAGACUUUCCUAGUCUGAAUCCAGUUCAUGUUCGUGAACAUUCUCCGAUGUCUAUUGCUCCUUUGUCCAUUAAGUUCAUAGUAUUACCCUACUUUGAAGCCUCUGGUUGCAUGUGAUUCUUUCCAGAAACUAUACAGGGUGUAGUCUUUUAUACAGAUUCUAGUUGCAGAAUUGUAAAUUACGCUGUGAUAUAAAGUAGUGAAUUGAUGUAAUUGUAGCUUGUGAUAAUUCUUAUAAAACCAACAUAUUUUACAUCUUUCAAAAUUUUAACAUCUAUUUUUAUCAACUGAGCCACCGAUGGAUGGUAGGGGUAUAUGGUUUAGCUCUGUUCAAAGAA